Messenger RNA from Exaiptasia diaphana, 437 nucleotides. RefSeq lists its product as uncharacterized. The record is from RefSeq and is a predicted model, not a curated record. The coding region runs from base 36 to 422 and encodes 128 amino acids. NCBI's taxonomy places the organism in Eukaryota, Metazoa, Cnidaria, Anthozoa, Actiniaria, Aiptasiidae. The transcript has 4 exons.
UUCAGUCGAGUAUUUUUUUCGUACUGCUGACAACCAUGAAGCUCUCGUUGACUCUUCUCGUGAUCUUUGGUCUCGUUGCCUUCAUUGGAGCUGCUCCAGCUGAAGAAAAACGUGAAAUUCCUGAAGAACUCAAACCUGAAGACGAUCUUCCAGCUAAAGAACAAGAUAAAGCUGCAGAAGACGAGGACGAAGACAUCCCAGAAGACGAACUAAGUGAAUUGACCACUGCAGAUGAUGCACCUCUUGAGGGACUAGACAUGCAAGAUGUUUUUGAAGAUCCAAAGCGUAAAUCCAAGCAUAUUUGUGAGUAUUUGAUAGGCGUAAUUUACGAACAAAAAAUGAUGAGACUUCUUAAAAGGCCUCGAAGCAGUUGGGGAAAAAAUCGAGCGCUAAUUUCAGUGCCGUCUUUUGAUAUCUCUUGAAAUAUAUACUCGACU